Molecule: messenger RNA, 936 nt
Organism: Oncorhynchus keta (chum salmon)
Lineage: Eukaryota; Metazoa; Chordata; Actinopteri; Salmoniformes; Salmonidae
Product: axoneme-associated protein mst101(1)-like
Exons: 2
Coding region: 1-936 (311 amino acids)
Source: RefSeq, a predicted model, not a curated record
AUGCCUCUCACUAUCACAGGAACCAGUAACCGGGUGUGGAGAGGCUGCAGUGUGGAGAAGCUGCAGUGUGGAGGGGCUGCAGUGUGGAGGGGCUGCAGUGUGGAGAGGCUGCAGUGUGGAGAGGCUGCAGUGUGGAGGGGCUGCAGUGUGGAGAGGCUGCAGUGUGGAGAGGCUGCAGUGUGGAGGGGCUGCAGUGUGGAGGGGCUGCAGUGUGGAGAGGCUGCAGUGUGGAGAGGCUGCAGUGUGGAGAGGCUGCAGUGUGGAGAGGCUGCAGUGUGGAGAGGCUGCAGUGUGGAGGGGCUGCAGUGUGGAGAGGCUGCAGUGUGGAGAGGCUGCAGUGUGGAGAGGCUGCAGUGUGGAGAGGUUGCAGUGUGGAGAGGCUGCAGUGUGGAGGGGCUGCAGUGUGGAGAGGCUGCAGUGUGGAGGGGCUGCAGUGUGGAGAGGCUGCAGUGUGGAGAGGCUGCAGUGUGGAGAGGCUGCAGUGUGGAGAGGCUGCAGUGUGGAGAGGCUGCAGUGUGGAGGGGCUGCAGUGUGGAGAGGCUGCAGUGUGGAGAGGCUGCAGUGUGGAGAGGCUGCAGUGUGGAGAGGCUGCAGUGUGGAGAGGCUGCAGUGUGGAGAGGCUGCAGUGUGGAGGGGCUGCGGUGUGGAGAGGCUGUGGUGUGGAGAGGUUGCAGUGUGGAGAGGCUGCAGUGUGGAGAGGCUGCAGUGUGGAGAGGCUGCAGUGUGGAGAGGCUGCAGUGUGGAGAGGCUGCAGUGUGGAGAGGCUGCAGUGUGGAGAGGCUGCAGUGUGGAGAGGCUGCAGUGUGGAGAGGCUGCAGUGUGGAGGGGCUGCAGUGUGGAGAGGCUGCAGUGUGGAGAGGCUGCAGUGUGGAGAGGCUGCAGUGUGGAGAGGGUGCAGUGUGGAGGGGCUGCAGUGUGGAGAGGCUGCAGUGCUGA